Messenger RNA from Anisakis simplex (herring worm), 270 nucleotides. Lineage: Eukaryota; Metazoa; Nematoda; Chromadorea; Rhabditida; Anisakidae. The record is from the annotation of a GenBank genome assembly.
AUGUUUCUGGUUGGAUUAACAGGUGGUAUAUCGACAGGGAAGAGUACGGUUUCAAACAUAUUUAAAAAUCACGGUAUUCCGGUGAUUGAUGCCGAUCUGAUCGCACGUGAAGUAGUUGAGCCCGGGCAACCAGCCUAUCAUAAAUUAAGAGAAGAGUUUGGUAGUGAGAUAUUCGAUGAUGAAAAUGGCGGUGUACUCAUUCGAGAGAAACUUGGACAAUUGGUCUUUUCAAAUCAACAGGUUUUCAUCAUAACAGAUUUCAUUCAAUAA